UCUCCCUUAAAUUUGGCAUUCUGGGAUGGAAUUCGCCAUCAAUCAGGAAAAGGGUGUUAAUCGCGAGAAAUCGAUUUUCGUCAUCAUUAUGGAACGACUGAAGCUUGAACGCAAUAAGUGAUUUGCAAUCAUUUUAGUGCAUUUCUUGAAUUAAACAACACGCAUUUUAUUGAUUAUAAGUGCAAUAAGGAGCAGAAUGACGAGCCAUCAAACUGUGCAAGAGAAACAAAAAUCACUGAAAGUGAAAAAAGCAAAGAGAAAACUGUUUAGGGCCAAUGAACCAUUGUUGAGUGUAUUCAUGUGGGGAAUUAAUCACUCGGUUAUGGAGCUGAAUCAUGUAACGAUUCCUGUCAUGUUGAUGCCAGAUGAUUUCAAAGCCUACACAAAAGUUCGGGUGGACAAUCAUCUGUACAAUAAUGUAGACUUGGAAACAGGGGAGAACAUGCCAAGUCAUUUCAAAAUAAAGGAGUACUGCCCAAUUGUGUUCAGAAAUCUACGGGAGCGCUUCGGAAUCGAUGAUCAAGACUAUAUGAACUCAUUAACCAAGCAGCCACAGGGUAUGGACUCACCAGGGCGCAGUGGGGCCCGCAUGCUACUGUCUCAUGACAAACGGUACUUCAUCAAAACUCUAGUCAGUGAGGAAGUGGAACAGAUGCACCACCUUCUCAAGCAAUAUCAUCAGCACAUCGUGGAGUGUCACGCUAACACGAUGUUGCCCCACUACCUGGGGAUGUACCGGAUCACGGUGAAUGACGUGGAGACAUACCUAUGCGUGAUGAGAAACGUGUUCAGCCCACGACUGCCCAUACACAAGAAAUAUGAUCUGAAGGGCUCGACUGUUGACCGAUGUGCCAGUGACAAGGAAAAGGCAAAGGAGUUGCCCACCUUCAAGGACAAUGACUUCUUGGAAGAUGAGGCUAAAGUUAACAUCGGGGCAGAGGAGAAGGCAGAACUGAUGAACAAACUGACCCGCGAUGUGAACUUCUUGGCCAGUCUGCACCUAAUGGACUACAGUCUGAUCGUGGGCAUCCACGACUGCGACAGGAUCGAGCCCGAGGGCUCGGACAUCAAUGCCCAGAAUAGCGAGUCUGACGGGGAGCCUGUGAGUGGGGAAGACGAGAACGGGCUCGAGGAACAGGUGCCAGACAUCGGCGGGUUCGCACCCACACCGCCCGACAGCCCGCAACCGUACGGGCCUGUGCCAGCAUUCAACGGGGACAUAGAUCCGAACAUUGAGAAGUUCGGAGUGAAGAGUUUGGAAGGAGGACCAAAGAAGGAGAUUUACUUCCUUGCACUUAUAGACAUUCUUACACGGUAUGGAAUGAAAAAGCGCACCGCUCUUGCCGCAAAGACGAUGAAACAUGGCGUUGGGGCGGAGAUAUCCACCGUUCAUCCCGAUCAAUAUGCAAAACGGUUCCUUGAAUUUAUCGACAAGUGUAUAGCGUGACAGUCGAAGCAGUCAAAGUGAUAUUUGUUUGUUAAGUGUUAACGUUUUUACAUGUUACAGGGGUGAGAUUUGUCCUCCUUUAAGCUGUCAGCUCCAUAACAAUGUAAAAAUGAUUUUACAAAUAGGUAUUAACAAUGCUGGAUCUAAAUACAAAUGAAGAGUUUAGUUAAAACCUGUAAGAGUGGUAGGGAAUUUUUCUCCGUUGAGGUGGUUCUUAAAUCACAACACUGAUGUUAGAAGUUUGUUUACCAGAGGGACAGAAACUAAGUUGUGUACGGUAGGUUGCCGAGACGGGUAACUAUCCUUAGUACAUUGGUUGACUGGGCAAAAAAAAAGGAGCCCAGACCGGUAACUAUCCUUACAUUGGUUGACCGGGCAGAGAAAAAGGAGCCCAGA
Messenger RNA from Dreissena polymorpha, 1843 nucleotides. Its product is annotated as phosphatidylinositol 5-phosphate 4-kinase type-2 alpha-like. NCBI's taxonomy places the organism in Eukaryota, Metazoa, Mollusca, Bivalvia, Myida, Dreissenidae. The transcript is spliced from 10 exons. Gene Ontology annotation, biological process: phosphatidylinositol metabolic process. Bases 197 to 1447 code for a protein of 416 amino acids. The record is from RefSeq and is a predicted model, not a curated record. Gene Ontology annotation, molecular function: phosphatidylinositol kinase activity.